This is a messenger RNA of Rotaria sp. Silwood1, 1509 nucleotides long. NCBI's taxonomy places the organism in Eukaryota, Metazoa, Rotifera, Eurotatoria, Philodinida, Philodinidae. The record is from the annotation of a GenBank genome assembly.
AUGGAGGAAGCAGCACCAUCCAGAGGACGCUUAUUGUUAUGUGUACUAUGUGCCUAUCUCAUGAUGACUAUAACAGCUGUGCUAGGUAUUGCUGGUCAGUUUUUCUAUUGGCUUAUAUUUGAUCUAUGUGGCUUUGGUAAUCGACAAACAAAUCGAAAACUUCAUGUUACAACAAAUCAAAAAGAAGAUGAAUAUUAUGCUCUUAUUAUUGGUUCUGGAUUUUCAGGUUUAGGAAUGGCUAUUAAAUUAAAACAAUUAGGUACUGAUAAUUUUAUUGUAAUCGAACGUCAUGAGCAUGUUGGUGGUACAUGGUAUGCGAAUAAAUAUCCAGGAUGUGCAUGUGAUGUUCCAUCGAAUCUUUAUUCAUUUUCAUUUGAGCCUAAUCCAAAUUGGUCUUAUUUUUUUAGUCGACAAACUGAAAUAGGUGAUUAUCUUGAACAUUGUACAGAUAAAUAUGAUAUUCGUCGACAUAUUAAAUUUCAUACAACAGUUACAAAACUCAAAUGGAUUGAUGAUAAACAACUGUGGGAAAUAACAAUACAAUCAUCAGAUAAUCAAGAAAAACAAAUUUAUGCUCAGUUUAUUAUAGCUGGUUAUGGACCAUUAUCGAAUGCAUCUUAUCCAAAUGAUAUUCCUGGUAUUGAUAAAUUUCAAGGUCAAAUGUGUCAUACAGCUGAAUGGAAUAAAAAUAUUGAUUUUACAAAUAAACAAAAACGAAUUUUUAAACGAUUUCCAAUUAUUCAAAAAUUUAUUCGUGCUUUCAUUUAUUGGGUACGUGAAUCAGCUGUACUCUCAUUUACUUAUCGUCUACCUAUUCGACAUGCUUUCCAAAGAGUCGUUAAAUAUGAUCUCUAUAGACAAGUGAAAGAUAAAGAGUUAAGAAAAAAACUAACACCAUCAUAUGAUUUAGGUUGUAAACGUGUUCUAUUAUCUGAUGAUUGGUAUUCAUCAAUGCAACAACCAAAUGUAAAAUUAAUUACAAAUCGUAUUCAAGAAAUAAAAUCAAAUUCAAUAGUUACUCGUGAUGGCGAUGAAUAUCCAGUGGAUAUUAUUAUUUGGUCAACUGGAUUUCAAGUACAGAACUUCUCACUACCUGUCUAUGGAAUUAAUGGUCGUUCAUUAAAAGAACAAUGGUCACAAACAUUUCAGGCAUAUCGUGGUGUAACUGUACCAAAUUUUCCAAAUCUAUUCUUUCUUCUUGGUCCAAAUACUGGUCUUGGUCAUAAUUCCAUUAUUGUAAUGAUCGAAGCGCAAAUAAAUUAUAUUGCUGAAGCUCUUUUAUACGUGGACGAGAAGAAUGUUCGAAUGCUCGAUGUUAAACAAAAUGUUCAUGAUGAAUAUAAUCAGAAAAUACAAUCGAAUUUGAAGAAAACAGUAUGGCAAAGUGGUGGUUGUCAUUCAUGGUAUCAAGAUUCGAAAGGAAAUAAUACAGCAAUAUGGCCUGGUUUUACAUGGACAUACAUAUUGUUCAUGAAAUAUUUUGACCCUACAAAUUACACUUUUCAAUGA